CGUACCAGGAAGUGUGAGCCACGCUGUGUCACUCUUUCGACAGUUAACCUCUUUGUCUUGUUUUUGCAAGACGCUUCUUGGUUUAAAACUUCACAGGUCGUAUGUUUUAUGUGUUUGGGUUUUUUUGAGUAGUCAGUAAGACAGUCUCGGAAACGACGACCGAGCCUUGUGUCUGAGAGGAAUGAGUGACAGAAGCUGUGGUUCUAUGCCGGUGGCCCGCACUGUCCUGCAGCAGUGUCUGCAAGCCAGGCUGCAGGUGACACCUGCCGAGGAGCACUCGGAGGCCCAAUGGGUUCAGAUUGAAAGAGGAAUGGUGAUCUAUGUGUGUUUUUUAAAAGGUGCAACAGAUGACAUCCUGCCCAAGAUGGUUUCCACGCUGCUGAACUUGCGGCUGUGCGAGUCAGACUCCGGGAGGAUGGUGUCCGUGCUGGAGCUUCCUGGCAGCGUGCUGGUGGUCCCUCAGGCCACACUGGGAGGCAAAGCCAAAGGCAGAGCCAUGCAGUACCACAACAACAUCGGCAAAGAAGAUGGACUGCGGCUCUACAGUACCUUUGUUUCACUUUGUGAGCAGGAACUGGCGGCGGCUGUCUCUUCAAAUAACGUGAUAGUCCAACAUGGAACCUACGGGAACAGACAGGUCCUGAAGCUGGACACCAACGGGCCUUACACGCAUCUGAUGGACUUCUGAAAAAUAACAAACCUUAUCUUAUAAAGUGUGUAUUCCUUAAGAUCCCUUAUGCUACAAGACACCCUUCUUUGACUGUCUUAAAUGGAAUACAGUACUUCCAUCAGUACACUUCAAUAAGUACACCGUGUACAGUAAUCCCUUGUUUAUUGCUGUUCGGACCGUCCAUUGUACAGAGUAAGGCCCACCCAGAUUCUUUUGUUCUAACAGCUGCAGGAAUAAGCCUGAGCCUGAAGUUAAGUUUAACAGCGUAAUAUUAAAAAGGAGUAGAUACAAGCGAUUGCAACGCCACCGCUGGAGAGAACAGUCAGCCCGCCAACCGAGAUACUGGGAGGUCUGAACGGUCUCUGAAGUGAAACUGCGUUCCUCUUGCUUUGGAGACAGUCCCAAUGCUCAGGAAACUUCCUGUUAACUGUUGGUGGGUACAGUGGUGUGAAAAAGUGUUUGCCCCCUUCCUGAUUUUUUUUUUUUUUGUGCAUGUUUGUCACACUUAAAUGUGUAAGAUCACCACACAAACUUAAAUAUGAGUCAAUGACAACACAACUGAACACAAAAUGCAGUUUUUAAAUGAAACUUUUUAUUAUUAAGAGAAAAAAAUCCAAACCUACAUGGCCCCGUGUGGAAAAGUGAUUCCCCCCACGUUAAAACACAAUUGAGAUUAUUAGGCUGAUAAAGGUUAUAAAGCCAUUUCUAAAGCUUUGGGACUCCAGGGAACCACAGUGAGAGCCAUUGUACACAAAUGGCCAAAACAUGGAACAGUGGUAAACCAUCCCAGGAGUGGCCGAGUACCCAAUAUAGUAAACAUAAAAAAAUAGACACACAUUAACGUUGGGAAAGUUCCAUGUAUUCUGGACAUUUUUGGUGGUAUUGUCUCCACAAUGUAACAUAAUGUAACAUUACUCCCAGUGGCCAGUGUACAAUACUACAUACCACAACUACAACUUGACUUUGAAUGGGUUUUCUGAAUGCCUUAUAUUUGUAAUUCAGCCAUUUGUAUGCCUAAUUUAGGCCACAAAUAUGUACCAUUUUCUUAAAUAUGCACAUUGUGAAAUGAUUCGAGUAAUUUGAGUACCUCCAUUACAAACAAGGAUUUUUUUUUUUUUUUUGCUUCAAGGACUCGUAAAGCGUUUUGUUAAAGAUUUUCUUACAGUAUCAAAUACCAAUGUAUGUACAUACUUACGUACAUAUCAAACAUUCAAGUAUCACUGUGAUUCUCUGUUUAUUCUCUAGAAGUGGAAAAGUACUCUGAGUGGACUGAGAGAAAGCGGUUGAGAUAAAGAAGCACCUUCGGUGCAAGGCACGACCAGGGCUGUCCCCCCACACGCGUGAGCUAAGGACAAUUCAAGGUUGACAAGCACAUUCCACAGUCAUGCCCUAAGCAUGACUCCUCAACAGUCCACUGCCGGAACUAGCUUUGACUUAUGUCGCAACUUAACUUACCACGUCUAUCUAUGUCAAUAAAAAGAAGCAGGAGAGUAUUGCAGUGUGGCACAGAUGCUCUCUCCUUGCGCAAGAAAUCUGAAGCCGUCGAGUCUGUGUGUCAUUUUGUUAAUUCAUUGGUCGAGGGCCAAGUUCGCCUGACACGUGUACGGUCUGGGAUGGAUACAUGUAUCUACAAAGAACCAUUGUGUAGUCCUGAGCAAGCAGUUGGGCUAAUAAAUAGCAUUAUAAACAUGAUAGUCCAAGACAUGCACCCACUGAGCGUGGUGGACAAAUAAGUGGUUGUUCCUCUGUUAAAUGUGAAUUUAAAAAAUAAAGCUAUUUAAAAUUUAAACUAAUUGGUUCAUUAGUAAGUGAAAUGUCUUUUGUAUUCAUAAUUGCUCUUUAAACAAGUAAACAUGUUUUAUUACUUCAUUAAUCUGAAUUUUCAGUAGAAUACUCGAUUACUAAAAUAUUCAAUAGCUGCAGCUCUAGCUGAAUUAUUUUGACACCAUAUUAAAUCAUCACAAUUGUUACAUGACUUUUAAGUGACUUUUAAUGUCAAAAAUUCAAGGGCCCAUUUUAGGACAUUGAAUGUGUUGCUGACACAUGUUAACAUUGAUGCCUAUGAGUUAAUGUCCCUUCUUCAUCAGCAAUGCAUAAGCAACCACUACAAUUACUGAUCUAAGUCAUCUUCAUCUAUUAAGUAGUGACAAAUGUUGGAAAAAAAAUUCUUGUCAACUAUAUGAAGUUAAAUUAAGUUUUCAUCCAAAUAAAC
This is a messenger RNA of Dunckerocampus dactyliophorus (ringed pipefish), 2882 nucleotides long. RefSeq names its product D-aminoacyl-tRNA deacylase 2 (gene dtd2). Gene Ontology annotation, cellular component: cytoplasm. Gene Ontology annotation, biological process: tRNA metabolic process. Gene Ontology annotation, molecular function: D-tyrosyl-tRNA(Tyr) deacylase activity. The coding region runs from base 182 to 688 and encodes 168 amino acids. The record is from RefSeq and is a predicted model, not a curated record. Lineage: Eukaryota; Metazoa; Chordata; Actinopteri; Syngnathiformes; Syngnathidae. The transcript has 3 exons.